CUACAAGAAUAUUCAAUAUCAAAUGAGAACGGUUGAGACAGAAAAGGAACCAAAAAAAAGAGAUAAUUAUGAUAAAUUUAUAUAGCAAUAGAAGAAUUCAGAGAAACAAGAGAAGAAGGAAAUUAACUCAAGAGUAUUGUAAAAUACCUAACAUGCAUAGCAAGAUUUGACUACAAGAAGAUUCAAUGUCAAAUGAGAACAGUAGCCUAUAAUGUAUCUGUUAUACAUUUAAGAAGUCCUUCAGCACAAGUUUACUACUUAAAAUCCAUUCAAACUCCUCUGAUUUGUUUACUUUCUUGAUUACGUAGCAGAUUUACGUGAUGAGUUUCACAGACAUAAAACGUGCAAGACUAGAUAAGUCAACUCACACUAAAAACUUUCCUCUCAAGUGUCUAAUAUGUGAGAAAAUCUGUUCAACUCUAUUUACCAUGAAGGUUCAUAUGUUACAUCACACUGGAGAACGCCCUUUUAAAUGUUUGAUAUGUGAGAAAACCUUUUUACAACUAAACAAUGUAAAGCGUCAUUUGUUGGUACACAUUAGGAAGUGUUCUUAUAAGUGUAAUGAAUGUGGAAAAUCCUUUAUAUCCAAAACCGAUUUGGUGAAACAUUCAUUGGUUCAUACGGGAGAGAGACCUUACAAGUGCUCUUCAUGUGGAAAAUCCUUUUCACAAAUAGGCAAUAUGAAGACACAUUCAUUGGUUCAUACAGGAGAGAGGUUCUAUAAGUGCACUACAUGUGGAAAAUCCUUUGCAACAAGAGGCCAUUUAAAGAGACAUGCAAUGGUUCAUACUAAAGAGAGACCUUAUAAGUGUACUUUAUGUGGAAAAUCCUUUAUAUCCAAAACCGAUAUGGUGAAACAUUCAUCGGUUCAUACGGGAGAGAGACCUUACAAGUGCUCUUCGUGUGGAAAAUCCUUUGCACAAAUAGGCAAUAUGAAGACACAUGCAUUGGUUCAUACAGGAGAGAGACCUUAUACUUGCUCUACAUGUGGAAAAUCCUUUACAUCGAAACGUGUGAUGAAGAGUCAUUUUUUGGUUCAUACAGGUGAGAGGCCCUAUAAGUGCACUUCAUGUGGGAAAUCCUUUACAUCAAAAGGCUACUUAAAGACACAUGCAAUGGUUCAUACAGGAGAGAGACCUUAUAAGCCUUAUAAGUGCACUACGUGUGGAAAAUCCUUCGCAUCAAUAUACCACCUAAAAAAACAUGCAACGGUUCAUACAAGAAAGAGGCCAUAUAAGUGCACUUCAUGUGGAAAAUUCUUUGCAUCGAAAGAAAGUUUGAAGAUACAUGCAUUGGUUCAUACAGGAGUAAGGCCUUAUACUUGUUCUACAUGUGGAAAAUCCUUUACAACGAAAAAUGCGAUGAAGAAUCAUUUUUUGGUUCAUACAGGUGAGAGGCCCCAUAAGUGCACUACAUGUGGAAAAUUCUUUGCAUUAAAAGUACACUUGAAGACACAUUCAUUGGUUCAUACAGGAGAGAGACCCUAUAAGUGCGUUACAUGUGACAAAUCCUUUGCGUCUAAGAACAAUAUGACGAGACAUUCAUUGGUCCAUACAGGAGAGAGACCUUUCAAGUGUUGUACAUGUGAAAAAUCAUUUGCAACCAAAUAUGAAAUGAAGCAACAUUUAUUGUUUCAUACAGGAGACUGGCCCUAUAAUUGCACUACAUGUUGUAAAUCCUUUGCAUCUAAUUUUGUUACCAGCAUCACACCACAACCAUCCGACUCCGAUAAACUCAAAAUACUUAUAAACUUUAUUACUCCGGAAAUCGACGAGUACAUAAGUGAAAGCGAUUAUGCUGCCAAAGUGAUUCCACUUGCGCGUACUACAUUCCCUUUGUCCAAAGCAGGGCUCCAGUCUUUUGAAGCUAUAAAAAGUGAAAUCAUCGGAUCUGUAGUAAGCUGCAUUGACCCUGAAGCACAGUUCAUCGUAGAAACUGAUGCAUCUGAGAGUACCAUUGCUGCUACUUUGACUCAAUCGAACCGUCCAGUUGCAUUCUUCUCAAGGAUACUUUCUCCAGCAGAACAAAGACAUUCAAGUGUCGAAAAAGAAGCACAAGCUAUUGUGGAAGCACUGCGGAAAUGGCGUCACUAUUUGGUUGCUCCUUCAUGGCUUCUCAAUUCCGGCCCUGUGUACUUGAAGAGAUUCAAUCGUACGUCAAAGUAUGAGCCACUUGUUGAAGAGGUCCAACUUCUUCACGGAAAUGCCGAGUAUGCUCAUGUUAAGUUGCCUGAUGGAAGAGAAACUACCGUGUCUACACGUCAUCUUGCUCCAGUUGGUGAGUACCAAACCGACAUAGAGCAAACCGAUUUUGAGAGUGAUGAAAAUACUCUAUUACCCACUUCUCAACCUGAACCUGAAUACUUUCCUAGUCCAUCAUCAACACAGAAUCAAGAAGAUGAAAUGAAUACUACUGCCGAGAAUUUACAACCUAGACAAGAAGCCAAUAAGAACCAUAACACAUAUCCGAGAAGAAGUUUCAGAAGCAGAAGACCUCCUAAUUAUUUAAAUGACUACGUUCAUUAA
This is a messenger RNA of Macrosteles quadrilineatus (aster leafhopper), 2525 nucleotides long. Its product is annotated as oocyte zinc finger protein XlCOF6-like. Gene Ontology annotation, molecular function: RNA polymerase II cis-regulatory region sequence-specific DNA binding; DNA-binding transcription factor activity. The transcript is spliced from 5 exons. Gene Ontology annotation, biological process: regulation of transcription by RNA polymerase II. Lineage: Eukaryota; Metazoa; Arthropoda; Insecta; Hemiptera; Cicadellidae. The coding region runs from base 321 to 2525 and encodes 734 amino acids. The record is from RefSeq and is a predicted model, not a curated record.